AUGCCACCACCCAGGGCACUCGGCCCCCGCGACAAGAGGCUACAGAGCCACCGCUGUAAGAACUGCCGCCGCGCUCGCACAAAGUGCGACGGCACCCGUCCAUGUUCCACCUGCCGCGUGCGCCGCGUGCAGUGCACCGAGGCUGUUGUGCCGUCGCAGCGCCAGCAGCCUACCUUCCUCCACUACCUGCCCGAACUCACUACGCCGCACCCUUCGCUUGACGAGACGGCCUCCCUUGAAGCUUUCUUCGCCUUCGUAGGCUCCGAGCCCCACUCGCCCAUCAGCCUGCAGUUCACUCCUACUGCUCUCCGCCCGUAUCUAUGCCGCCCUGGUCCUGUGAAGGCUGUUGCUGCCGCAAUCGGCGCUCUGGUUUCAACAAAGCGCCAGAAUCCCGCCGCUAACCACCUCCACACCUUCGCAAACACCCGCCGCAGUUUACACAGCGUGCUGCAUGUCGAUGCUGAUGAUCCCUUCAGCCACCUUUUAUUUAGUCUACUGCUGGCUAUCUUCGAGUUCUUGUACGAGUCCAGUGGUCUUGGCUUCUUCACAGUCAUGAACACCGCCUCCACACGCAUCAUAGCCAAAUGUGUUGCGAACAGUUGUCCUGAGAACAACUGGCUGCUCGUCCUCUACAAUUGGUUGGAUACCGGCCGAGCCCUGUACACCAGGGAAGAGCCUGCCCCAUGCCCCAUGACUCCACCCCCUCCAGAAACCUCGUCAGCCGAGCAGCUUGUAUUCUACCACAUCGUGAAAUUCCUCUGCCUUUUCUCUUCAUUGCACUCACGUGUGCCGCGUUGGUUGAGUCAAGUCGUCAACUUCGCAGAGGCUUGUCCACACUGUGGGCAGGAUCCGGCCGGAGGUAGCACGCUGCAUUGUCACCCAUGCGGUGAGCAGUUGGUGCAACAAGGACAUGUUGCCCUCGAAGAGCUUCAGCGCCUCGCCAUCGCCGUGAGCGAAAACGCCCAAGCAACGACGGACCCGAAGUACUGGAGCAGUAUCGCACCGGCCUGGUACCACGCGUGCGCCAUCAGCAUGGCCUCGCUGUAUGCCAAUGAAGCAUGGAGCAGCUUUGACCCUGACGCCGUCCGACCGCUGGUCGAUUCCGCGAAUACUGGUUUGCCCUGGCCAACGCGCCUGGACGCCAUCGAGAAUCGUAUCGCUGUCGUCGACUUCGAGGUUUUCUCGCUGCUACCGAUUCUGCUGAGCCUUUCGCUUGAGGUCAAUGACUUUGGCGUGAGAGAGCGCAUCGUGGCCCUAUACAACUCCAUCAUAGCCAAGGGGUACGCGGCAGGCACGUUUCUAAGGGACGGCCUGACUUAUCUGCAGAGCAUUUCCUUGGCCCAAUCGCAGUUGAGCCUUGUCGGCAGCUCUGGUUCGUUGUGA
This is a messenger RNA of Lasiodiplodia theobromae, 1383 nucleotides long. RefSeq names its product Transcription factor. The coding region runs from base 1 to 1383 and encodes 460 amino acids. Gene Ontology annotation, biological process: regulation of DNA-templated transcription. The transcript is spliced from 4 exons. Gene Ontology annotation, molecular function: DNA-binding transcription factor activity, RNA polymerase II-specific; zinc ion binding. The record is from RefSeq and is a predicted model, not a curated record. Lineage: Eukaryota; Fungi; Ascomycota; Dothideomycetes; Botryosphaeriales; Botryosphaeriaceae.